Letharia lupina is the source of this 924-nucleotide messenger RNA. RefSeq lists its product as uncharacterized. NCBI's taxonomy places the organism in Eukaryota, Fungi, Ascomycota, Lecanoromycetes, Lecanorales, Parmeliaceae. The transcript is spliced from 2 exons. The record is from RefSeq and is a predicted model, not a curated record. Bases 1 to 924 code for a protein of 307 amino acids.
AUGGCUCACCCAUCCCACCCACACUCCCUUCACCGAGAGCCAACCAGCUCCCCACAGGGAUCAGCGCAUUCCACCGAGACAAGCUCGAUGCACGAAGCCGAUUCCCUCCCCCUCUUAGUUCAACACCGAACCGGUACCCUCCACUCUCCCACUACCGGCCACGCUUUCAUCUACGUCCACCCAUCGCCUCCCAUCAGCCUCGCAUUGCUUACCAAAAACGCGAUCCAAGCGCUCAGAGAGACGCACAAUUCUAACAACAGCCAAGUCAUACCGGGGACCGCCAUUGUCGAAUGCUUGACCGUGCAUUGGGGGGUUCCAGCCCAGAGACCCGGUGCGCUGGCUUUCCCAGCUACCACUCAGCUUUCCGAGGAGAACAUGGAGAUAGUCUUGAGUUACAUGCGUCGUGGUAGAGGCUAUGAAUUUGUGGAAAUUCGGUUCAAAGAGCCGGCCGCGGAUCCACCGUUGGGAUCUCUUCCAAUCCGCUCUUCUCGGGAGGUCCCACCCGGUCAAUCGAUGAACAAAAGAAAGGAUCAACCCGAUCAGCCGAAGGGUGCUGAAGGAGGGUUUAAAACUUCACAACUGCGGGGACAAAAUCCUGCCCUUGGCAAGAGGAGACAAAUGCUCGCACCCGAACCUCAAAGCCAUAUUUUACACCCCCCGAUAACCCACACCAAUCCCCUCUACGUCACUUCUGCAACCUUCUUCGUAACCUAUCCAGGAUUACCGCCGGAUGUGGAGCGCCCGCUCGUGAACCGGGGGAGUUUAGAGGCGAGACGGAGAAAUCUCCUAACGGAGACACAAACUCGGUGCGGUGUUACGGUUCUCGAGAAGACCGGGGCAUAUGGUCCGACUGAGGUCUAUCUUCUUGCAGUAUGGAUAGGAGGAAGCUCGCAUAAGCGGACGGUUGUGGCCGAGGAGUCUUGA